UAAUUAUGGAUUUGAAACGAACCACCAAAUUCAAAAGGAACGAUGAAGAAGGAGAUAAGGAAAUGGCCUCUGAUGAUAAACAAGGAGUGAAAAUUGGGGAGAAAGCAGCAACAUCUACAGGUUCCGUGUACAGUCAUGGGAGACCUAUCAUUAGGGCUGAGAUCGAAAAAAUUAAUCGGAUACAGAACGGACACACAGUUUGACGUAACAUCCUACGGUCAAAGAUAACAGAGUUAUUAGCGUGUUCAACGGUUAAAAUAAAACAAGAGUCACACCUUAUCAUAUCUCCAGUACCCCUACAACUUUCUCCCAAAUUUUCUGUUCGCAUCCAUACCUCUUCAAAUCGAACUCUACGGACAAAUUACCGAAAAGGGUUCCUUUUUGUGGGCGUUUCCUGUUCUGUAUUCGGUGCUUUGGUCGAGAAAUACCCAAGAGAGUUGCUCCUGGAAUUGAGGAUCAGGUUCUGGAUUUUGAUUCUGGGAUUUGGAGAGCUGAGUCUCCCUUUCUGCUUUCUUGUUUUGGAUAGAGACUUUGUGCCAUGGAGGCUUAUAAAAGAUGGGUUAGGAGGAAUAAAGACUACGUGCACUCACUGGAAUCUCUUACCAAUGGAUUGACGUGGCUUCUUCCUGAGCGGUUUUCUGCUUCAGAGAUAGGACCAGAAGCAGUAACUGCUAUCUUGGGCAUAAUCACUGCUAUCAACGAGCAUAUAAUCGAAACGACUCCAACCCAAUGGCAGGCUGGCUUUGUAGAGCCAUUUUCUUUCCCUUAUUCAUUGUGCAUAUCUGCGGUAAAGGACUUGGAAACACUAGUUGAAGUUACAGCACAACAUUAUUAUGGUGAAGAUAAGAAAUGGAAUUUCAUAGCUGUUACAGAAGCAUUGAAGGUGUUAGUUAGAUUGGCGUUGUUCCGGAACAGUGGAUAUAAGAUGCUUCUGCAUGGAGGAGAGACACCAAAUACUGAAAAGCAUUCAAAUUUAUCUUCUCAGCAAACUGUUGGAGGUUUCUCAAAGCAUGGAAACCAUCAUGGGCCUAGUCAUUCACGAUAUAUUAAUGGACGGAAUCCAUGGAAUCUAGAAGGGAGGGCAUUGUCAGCAUUGAGUAGGUUUGGAGAAAAUGCUAGAAUGGUAUCUGACCGGGUAUGGUUGGGUAGGGUUCAACAUCAACAUGCAAUCAUAGAGCCUCCAUCUCCAGUGGUUCAGAGGAUGACACUUGCCACAAUAUUGUCUGAGAAAGGUUUACAUGGAGCACUAUUUGUCAUGGGAGAGGUGCUCUGUAUCACAAGACCGCUUAUUUAUGUUUUGUUUAUCAGAAAAUAUGGAAUUCGGUCAUGGACCCCUUGGUUUCUUUCUCUAGCUGUGGAUUUUAUUGGAAUAGGCUUUCUAACCCAAGCUACAAAGUCAAUGCAUGGUGGAAAAGGGCAACCAUUGCAUCUUACUGUCUCUGAAAUGGAUGAGUUAAAAAGAAGAAAAUUGUUAUGGGCUCUUUACCUUAUGAGAGAUCCAUUCUUUAGCAAGUACACCAGGCAAAGACUUGAAAGCACUGAAAAACUACUGGAACCUGUUCCUAUUAUCGGGCUUCUAACAGCAAAAAUUGUUGAGCUUGUUAUUGGAGCUCAGACUCGUUACACUUACAUGUCAGGAUCAUGAGACAAAUCUGCAAGAAGUUAGUCUUGUGAUAUUUCUCAACCUUUUAGGUGAAGUAUACGGCCAAUUGUAGGACUUGAGAGUUUUGUUAUCCUAGAGUAUUCUGGACAUGGUUACUGCUGUCAAAUGACUUGGUCAUAUUCCAUCCGUGUCAUAAGUAGAAAUUCAACGAAGCUUUGUUUGAUGAAAACUAGGCUCAAAUAGUCUAAUAAGUUGAAAGAUGCAUAGUGCUCAAGAAUUAGAGUGUUGUGUGCUCAAGAUUGCUUUGGCGGUCUUCUUGAGUUUAGGCUAUGUAUAUGUAAACACUAUUACGUUGGUUUAUGGAGUAGAUGUAAAUGGCAUCAAG
Messenger RNA from Hevea brasiliensis (rubber tree), 1988 nucleotides. RefSeq names its product peroxisome biogenesis protein 16. Gene Ontology annotation, biological process: peroxisome organization. The record is from RefSeq and is a predicted model, not a curated record. The coding region runs from base 539 to 1645 and encodes 368 amino acids. The transcript is spliced from 8 exons. NCBI's taxonomy places the organism in Eukaryota, Viridiplantae, Streptophyta, Magnoliopsida, Malpighiales, Euphorbiaceae. Gene Ontology annotation, cellular component: peroxisomal membrane.